AUGCCCACCCACCACACCUACACAACCUCCCAAUCCCACUUCCCGCGCCACUCCAUGCUCCCAGGCGCCGGCGCCAACACCACAUCGUCAGGACCAGGAGCAGGAACAAUGUCCGCGACCAAAACCCGCCAAUACGCGAGCCUACAAUCACAGCUGGCGCAGUUGAAUGCCAAUCUCGCGGAUACGGAGAAUCUCCUGCGUAUGACGGCUGUGCAGGCGGAGGAUAUGCGCUUUUUGGGAGGGUAUGUGGGGGGGUUGUUUAUGGGGUCGGCGAGGGUUUUGGGGGAGGAGGGUGUUAAGGGGUCGGGUGAGGAUGGGGAUGGGGGUAAUGGUGGGGAGGGGGAGGGGAGGGAGGGGUGA
Molecule: messenger RNA, 360 nt
Organism: Aspergillus campestris IBT 28561
Lineage: Eukaryota; Fungi; Ascomycota; Eurotiomycetes; Eurotiales; Aspergillaceae
Product: DASH complex subunit HSK3 family protein
Exons: 1
Coding region: 1-360 (119 amino acids)
Biological process (GO): attachment of spindle microtubules to kinetochore
Cellular component (GO): DASH complex
Source: RefSeq, a predicted model, not a curated record